This is a messenger RNA of Notothenia coriiceps (black rockcod), 1583 nucleotides long. Its product is annotated as cAMP-dependent protein kinase type II-alpha regulatory subunit-like. Gene Ontology annotation, molecular function: protein kinase A catalytic subunit binding; cAMP binding; cAMP-dependent protein kinase inhibitor activity. The record is from RefSeq and is a predicted model, not a curated record. The transcript is spliced from 7 exons. Gene Ontology annotation, biological process: negative regulation of cAMP-dependent protein kinase activity. NCBI's taxonomy places the organism in Eukaryota, Metazoa, Chordata, Actinopteri, Perciformes, Nototheniidae. Gene Ontology annotation, cellular component: cytosol; cAMP-dependent protein kinase complex. The annotation marks the transcript as partial.
UCUCUGCCGCUACAGGAGCAGUUCUCGGAGGUGCUGGACGCCAUGUUUGAGCAUCGGGUUCAGCCCACGGACCACGUCAUCGACCAGGGAGACGACGGAGACAACUUCUACGUCAUAGAGAGGGGGCUGUUUGACAUUGUGGUAAUGGGAACAACGGUGGGUCAGUACAACAAUAAGGGCAGCUUCGGGGAGUUGGCACUCAUGUACAACACGCCACGUGCCGCCACUAUCGUCGCCACCAAUGAAGGGGCACUAUGGGGACUGGACCGCGCCACAUUUCGUAGACUCAUUCUGAAGAACAACGCCAAGAAGAGGAAGAUGUACGAGACCUUCAUUGAGUCCGUGCCCUUACUCAAAUCACUGGAGGCAAAUGAGAGGAUGAAGAUCGUGGAUGUAUUAGGAUCCAAGCAGUUCCCCGACGGCGAGCGCAUCAUCACACAGGGAGAGAAAGCCGACUGCUUCUAUAUUGUAGAAUCUGGAGAGGUCAAGAUCAUGAUGAAGAGUAAAACGAAGGCCGACCAUGCGGACAACGUGGAGGUGGAGCUGACGCGCUGCAGCAGGGGUCACUACUUUGGGGAGCUGGCCCUGGUCACCAACAAGCCCCGGGCCGCCUCCGUCUACGCAGAGGGCCCCGUCAAGUUAGUGGUAAUAGACAUCCAGGCGUUUGAGCGCCUCCUGGGUUCCUGUAAGGAGAUCAUGAAGAGGAACAUCUCCCACUAUGAGGAGCAGCUGGUGGCCCUGUUCGGCUCCAGCAUGGACCUGAGAGACUGAGCCCCCCACACCACCCUCCGUGCCUUCUAUUACACACACACACACACACACACACGCACACGCACACAACUAUCAUGUAGUGGCUAUACAGACUCCUAAUAAGCUUUACACAGGGCGUACAAACACUCUCACACAUACAUGCACACACACCUUGUUGCUUGAGCCAGCUUCAACCUCUCAGUAUGAACCUCUCUGCUGCAGUGACCUUAAUACAGGUAAAGCAGCAGAAGGACAUCACACACACACACACACUCUCCAAACACACGUUUAAAAACACAUCACCAUGCUUCAUACGUGCAAGCGUCGCAUUCAUGUGAGCACUUAAACAACUCAAGGUUGUUCCAACAAGCCUCAGAAAAGGCCACAUCACACACACAACACACACACACACACACACACACACACACACACACACACACACACACACACACACACACACACAGACAGGGGUACAGAUACACAUAGGCAACCACACUUGCAAAAAUUGACACAUUGUGGUAAAAUGGAGACGAAAAACUUUUAAAAUCUCUGAAAAGGAAAAUGUAUCAAAAAUGCAACAAAAAAAAGAGAAAGAAAGUUUAAAGAAGACAGAUAAGUUUUAGAAACGUUUUAUGAUGAUAAAAAAAACAGAAGCUUUGAUAAAAUAUUAUUUAAAUAAAAAAAGUGUUUCCUCUUUGGGAGGCCGGGGUGCAGAACUUUGUGAACGCACUCCAUUUCUUCCUCUACUGUUGUUGAUUGAGUUGAGUUAGUGCUGGUGAUUAUUGCAGUACCACAGAAGAAGCAGUGAAAACAAUAAAACCCUACGUUUUCUG